Molecule: messenger RNA, 2419 nt
Organism: Branchiostoma floridae (Florida lancelet)
Lineage: Eukaryota; Metazoa; Chordata; Leptocardii; Amphioxiformes; Branchiostomatidae
Product: adhesion G protein-coupled receptor L2-like
Exons: 10
Coding region: 357-1703 (448 amino acids)
Biological process (GO): cell surface receptor signaling pathway; G protein-coupled receptor signaling pathway
Cellular component (GO): membrane
Molecular function (GO): G protein-coupled receptor activity
Source: RefSeq, a predicted model, not a curated record
GAGACUCUCUUCUGACGACCGUAGACAACCUGAUAAACGUGAACGUCACAGUCCUUCAGCAAAGCCAACAAGAAACAAGAGGACCAACCAGAGUCGUCCAGGCAUUGGAGACAUUUGCUGACACAGUGGAACUGACCUCAGAGACGUACACCGCCGUGCGGCCAGGGGUGGCACUGCAGGCAGCUGACAUCAGUCCAGAGGAGUUGGACCAGGGACAAGGAUUUGCCUUUUUUCUGAGUGGAGACGAUUCUAACAGCUUGAAGGAAGGCAAUAUUAAGAGUUUUACUACAGAGGAUGGAGCAGACUUUCAGCAAACUGCUGACAUCUCAAUUUUUAUACCUCCGAACCUGUCUGGAAUGAUACAGGCCAACAAUACGUCAGAAAUCCGUCUGAGUUACACCGUGUACAACAGCAGCAGCCUGUUUGUUCAGACUUCCCAGGGUGCAGUUGGACCUUCCCAGAGUGAAGUGGGAACCCGCAUCAUCGGCUGCAGAAUCGCGGGGGGCCGAGUCAACAACCUUCCUGAACCCGUCAUCAUCACCUUUACACCCCUACAGGAUUUUCUUCCUGAAGACGUUAAGGAGGUUAGAUGUGUGUUUUGGGACUUCGAGGCUAAGGCAGGACAUGGGGCGUGGUCAACUGAUGGGUGUGAGAGCCUGGGCGAGGAAAAUGGACGGUACAAAUGUGCCUGUAAUCACCUCACCAACUUCGCUGCAAUCUUUGAUGUGUUCGGUGUUGGUUUUGGGCAGCAUGAGAAGCCGCUAGAGGUCAUCACUAUUGCGGGCUGUGUCGUGUCUAUCGUCUGCCUGGUGCUCACUUUACUAUCUUUUGUCCUCACACGAAAUUACAGACGUAGUUUAAGAACAGGUCAUGCCAAGAACCAGCGGCUCGUCCUCAUCAACCUUUGUGUGGCUCUGUUGGCCAUUCUCGUCAUCUUCCUCGCUGGCAUCAACAGGACGGCGUCUCCCAUUGGCUGCACAGUCGUUGCAGCUUUGCUACACUACUUCCUAUUGGCUGCCUUGGUGUGGAUGGCAGUGGAGGCCGUUAACAUAUACCGAGCCGUUGUGCUUGUGUUUGACCAUCACGUGUCUGGGAACUUCGUCAUCAAGGCUGCGGCUGUAGCAUGGGGCUUUCCACUUGUCGCUACGGUGUCGGCUGCGGGGCUCUCAAGUUUUUACCAAUACAGGAUGGAGAAAGUCUGCUGGCUGGCACACAAGCCUCUGCUCUAUGCAUUCUUGGUCCCAGCGGGUAUCAUCCUACUGUUCAACGUGCUGGUCUUCAUCGUCGUCAUGUGCAAACUGGUCAGAAACGAUCAGGGACAGAAACAGUUAAGAGCUAAUAAGUUCAGCGACUCAGACCAUAAUCGGAUAACGCGCCAGAUCCGUCGAGCCUUCAGCAUCAUGGCUCUGUUUGGUCUCACAUGGGUGUUCGGCUUCUUCGUCAUCAACGACGCACGCGCUGUGUUCGCCUAUCUGUUCUGCAUCUUCAACACCCUUCAGGGCCUCUUCAUCUUCGUCUUCCACUGUGUGAUGAGGGAGGACAUAAGGAAGUGGUGGAAGAAGCUCAGCUGCAGUGGACAUAAGGACCAGGGUCCGCAUGCUGUUAAUGAGAGUUCGUCUUUUUCUCCGGCUGCACAGGCAUCGCCGACAUUUGAGCUGAGCACACUGUCAUCUGGUAGCAAACCUGACCAUGACUCGCUGUAGUGGCAGUCAUGUCGAUUUGUUUUUAUAUCUUUUAAUGGGACCGGUAAAACUUUGAAUAUCAUGUUACGUACAUUAGGACAAUUUAAAAACUACGUAUUCCAUCAUACAUAAACAGAGUUUCUAAGAAUGAAAAGAAGAUUACUAAAACCUGUUCUUAAUGCAUUCUUCUUGGUACAACUUAGAUAGACAACUGAUAAAGACCUAAUCAAUACAGUAAUUAGCAAUGUAUAUAAAUGAUUAUAUAUAAUGUUUUUACACUAAAGUAAGAGAAAUAAGUAAGUGUAAAGUACUCUUAAUACCCAAGGCAUACGUAUAAUUCAAAAGAAGAUGUAACAAACUGACAAAGUAUGCAUUGAAUCCAAUGAUAUCUAGUUAUAUAGUACUUUUCAACAUUUCCUCACAGUUGGUGUCUUAUUUAGCAUAAUCUGCCCUCAAUUAUUACUUACCCCACCCAUAUGGCACAACUUUUAUGUAUACAGAACAGAUUCCAAAAUAACAAGGGAAAAUCCAUUUUAUUCCCUUUUUAGGCUUCAAAACACAAAAAUUAAGCUUUUCUUUAAUCUUCUUCUUCGGCUCUUAUUGGUUUCUUUAAUAUGAUAUCUAAAAAUGCAGCCUUCAUGACUUGGUAUUUGUAUUUUUAAGAAACUUUCUUCAAGUAACCACAAACUAAUAGAUGAGGAUUUAUAAUCAAACAAAUCAAAACUAAUCCAGCCUAA